CCCGAACAGUUUCGGCUGAACUGUUGAUGCGUUGCGGUGUGUUUUUACGUUGGUCCGCAAUUGUAUGAUUUUCGAACUUUAGUGCAUUUGCUUUUGGUUUUUUAUCAACCUGUAUAAAUCUUCGGUUUAUGAUUGAUAUCGUGCUGUGUAAAAAAGAACAGAACUGAUUAGCUCAUGUUGUGUAUGUGCAUUGCAUUAUUGAAAGAUUUCCUUAACUCAAGAAACGUUAGCAUAACAGAGGAAAAUUAUUUUAUUUUUCCGACGCAAGGAUUACGUCACGGUUGGGAAACGAUUUCCAGCGAGGGAUUUAUAUGAAAAAGUAGUGAAAAAGUGUGCUCCACUUGGAAAGUAAUAAAGUUCAUUCCGGAAAACGGAAAGUAGCAUACGCGGAAAUUUAUGUGGAAAUUGAUUAACAUACACACAGUAAUUGAAUGAAUCAGUGAGUGUUUAACAUAUGUGGAUUAGCUAUUACUGUAGAGAAAAAAUUCUCCCAGUGUUGUUUAGAUGUGUGCACGAUUCUACAUAUGUGGGAAUGUAAUAUGGAAGAAUAAGCAUCCCAAUUCUCUUUAGUAACUUGCCCAAAGUUUGUCAGCAAAAACAAAACACACGAAACAUGUCGUAAAUUACAUCACUAGAAAACCAUCACUUUUCCUCCAGUGAUACCGGCAUUAUCGAUUAUUUCUUUCGUGAUCGGAGAGAAUAAGAACAAGCAUCCGAUCGAUCGAGCGUGCCAUAAUUGAUGAUUUGACAGUUCGCAGCUUCAAGGCAACGAGCAACACAAAGUUUCGGACGUCCGGAGGUUUGCCUCGCGGGGACUAUUAUUUAUCGGACUUCUGAACUCUCGCCAACACUGGAGAGACAAAAGCGAAAUCUGCCAAAAACAAAAGCCCAGCCUCCACGGGCACGGGGUGAAACGACCGAGACGAUCGAAACGAUCAGACCGAGUAGGUCUUCAACGCGAAGGCCCCGGGAGGUGUAGCAAAGAAGAACCGAUUCUUACCUUGACUGGUAGUCGGGACCCAGGCCGGUCGUUUCGGUGCUUGAGGAGCCCAGCCAAACGUGCAAGACUACGAGAGAAACAAAGACGAAGGAGGCAUACGCAGAUCCCGAGACGCUCGAGGUAGCUCCAGACAUGGCGCCGAAAUCGAGAAGAAAGAAGGCAAAUGCACGUGCACUUCAGUGUUACUGCGAAGGACAUUGCCCGGGAAAUCUACAGAAUGGAACUUGUGAAACUAGACCUGGUGGAUCUUGCUUUGCUGCCGUGGAAGAGGUCACAGAUGAAGAUACUGGACUGAAGGUACCGGAAUGGAGCCACGGAUGUAUGCCACCGGAACAGAACGGUGGUUUGCUACAGUGCAAGGUCGGUGUCCAAUCUCCGCAAAUCCAUGGCAAAUCGAUCGUAUGCUGCGACAACGAAGAUUUCUGUAACAAAGACCUGCUUCCAGAGUACGUACCGAAGACGACCACCCCGCCUCCGAUGGCAAACGUGAACGACACCAGCAUACACACCUUGGCUCUACUGGCAUCGGUGAUAAUCUGUUCGGUUGCCUUUGUGGUGGUAUCCAUUGCUGUCUUCGUAACGUACAAGAAACGUGAAAAAAGGAAACCUCACUGCCUGAUGGAUUCGGUGUGUAAUCCGAACAUUUCCCCGUUGGCCGAUUUGGUGGAACAAAGCAGUGGGUCGGGCUCGGGUUUGCCAUUGCUGGUGCAACGAACAAUUGCCAAACAAAUUCAAAUGGUACACUCCGUCGGUAAGGGACGAUACGGCGAGGUUUGGCUAGCUAAAUGGCGUGAUGAAAAAGUUGCUGUCAAAAUUUUCCUAACCACCGAAGAAGCAUCCUGGUUCCGGGAAACAGAAAUCUAUCAGACUGUGCUCAUGAGGCACGAAAACAUACUCGGUUUUAUCGCUGCGGAUAUUAAGGGAACCGGAACGUGGACGCAAAUGUUGCUCAUUACAGACUAUCACGAAUUAGGAAGUUUGUACGAUUAUCUUCAAAAACGAGUACUUAAUCCACAUAUGCUAAAGACGUUAGCUCUAUCACUGUCCUCUGGGUUAGCACACCUGCAUACGGAGAUUUUCGGUACACCUGGAAAACCGGCGAUCGCUCAUAGAGACAUCAAAAGUAAGAACAUCUUGGUCAAACGCAAUGGCCAAUGUGCAAUCGCUGAUUUCGGUCUUGCCGUAAAGUACUCCAGCGAAUCAGAUGAAAUACAGAUUGCUCCCAACACUCGUGUCGGUACGCGUCGUUACAUGGCACCGGAAGCUUUGAACGAAACACUGGACACGAAAAUUUUCGAAGGUUUCAAGCAGGCAGACAUGUACUCGCUCGGCUUGGUAUUUUGGGAAAUGGCACGCCGCUGUAUCAGCACAAUUCGGGGAACAAAGAAUACCACGUGUGAAGAUUACGCUCUGCCCUAUCAGGAUGUAGUUCCAUCUGAUCCCAGUUUCGAGGACAUGUACGCAGUUGUUUGCGUCAAGGGAGUUCGACCCCCGAUUCCUCAGCGAUGGCAGGAUGAAGAAAUUCUCGUAGUAUUAUCCAAGAUGAUGCAGGAAUGCUGGCAUCCGAAUCCGGCUGUUCGAUUAACGGCUUUGCGGGUAAAGAAGACGCUCGUCAAACUGGAGACGGAUUGCUCGAUUAAGAUAGUAUAGACAGGGGUCUGAGCGUAUAUGUACGUGUGAAUGUGUGUUAGUAUAUGAGUGCGAUAGAGUAACCCCGCUUAGACAUUUAGGAGUUUUUAUUUAUUCUAAAUUGUUUUACUUCGCCAAUAAGUUUUUUUUAUAAAAUUGUAAGCUAAGAUUCUACAGCAAAGCACUAGUUGCAAACUCCCACGAAAUGAAGCACUGUUGAAAUACUAGAAACAAAUCGAGAUGCCAUAAUACGGACUUAAAUGUUGUCUUACAUAAAAUAAAGAGUUAUUUUAGAUAGAACAUUUCCAAUGGCACAGAAGGCUCUAGAUUCGAGGGCCCUAACUGUAAAUAGCAAUCUCUUUUCUUUAUGUUUCACGUUCCAUAGCCAAAAUACUUUACUGUUCUCGGCUAGCAAAAAAAAACGAACUUCCCUUAGUUCUUAGUAGCUUUAAUUAUUGUGAAGCAGAUAGAAUGCCAUAUAGUUGUAAAGCAAGGAUUUCACCAAAAUAAUUAAUGCGAGUUUAUAUUUGAUGCAUUGAACAGAUAGACAGAACUCUAAGCUCUUUGACUAGAAAAAAAUAACAGAUGCCUUCAUUUUAACUCGAUCGACUGAUAGAUAUUCAUAAUUUGAUGAAUAUGGCAUUUCGCCAUGAAAAAUUCAGUUCAUCAAGACAUGCCUUGUGAUUGAAUUGAAAAGAUUGCAAACUUGAACAUUGCGAAAGAUGUCUCCCUAAUAAUAUAACUAAUUUCACAAACAAGAAAUAGCAAAUUUACCCUUAUUUUUAAGGGAGUCUAUGACUUUUACCGUAUAUGAAAUCACAACAGAUUGAAAUAUAAGCUUCUGGUUAUGUUUCUAACGGAAACAUUCAUGAAAGCUAAUAACCAUAAACAACUCAAUGCAUUGUACAGUUCUUAGCAGUUACUGGAUUGCGUAGGUUCACUCUACUUUGAUAAGAUUUCCAUUUGUUGCUGUAGUUUAUUUAGACCUAAACCUAACUUUUAGUGGAAGCUAUCUUUACGCUUUUGUAAAUAGACAAACGUGUUUGUAACGGUUAAAACUACGACUAUUGAAAAGAAAUCAAGUUUUAUAUACUUUUGUAAAGCUGAAUCGUACGAUGUUUUUUCAUCGUCGUGAAUACAAACGUUAAAAUAAAUAUUUUUCGACGCUAGUUUUAGAUAAAUGUAAAUCCUUAAGGUCUUCAGAACCGAAAAAAAGAAAUGAGUCGUGAGCUAUUAUAUUGAAGAUUGUAUGUUAACAAUAAAAAUUAUUUUAAAAGUGAAA
Messenger RNA from Malaya genurostris, 3911 nucleotides. It is a transcript of the gene tkv, whose product is annotated as bone morphogenetic protein receptor type-1B. The record is from RefSeq and is a predicted model, not a curated record. Gene Ontology annotation, molecular function: transforming growth factor beta receptor activity, type I; ATP binding; SMAD binding. The coding region runs from base 1133 to 2650 and encodes 505 amino acids. Lineage: Eukaryota; Metazoa; Arthropoda; Insecta; Diptera; Culicidae. Gene Ontology annotation, biological process: dorsal/ventral pattern formation; protein phosphorylation; BMP signaling pathway. Gene Ontology annotation, cellular component: signaling receptor complex; plasma membrane. The transcript is spliced from 3 exons.